GUUCGCGGGCUUGGGUCUUGCAAAAAUUCAGUAUCCCACCGCCUUAUAUAUGGAAGAGCCCAUUCGUGAGCUAGGGUUUACGCCACGGUCCCACGCGUGUUUCCCGUUCUAGAGGUGGCGGGGUUCAUGGCAGGCGGCGAAGAGAUGGAUCUGGAUUUCUCGUCCUGGGGCGCGGUGCCCAGCUUCGGGUUCGCGUUCAAUUCAGAGAUCUUUUCCGACAGGGUGCUGCAGUUAGAGGUGGUCACAUGCGAAGACGUCGCCGGAGAAUCCCUCCCCGAUUCGACGCGUCCCCCCAAGGAGAAAGCUAAUAAAGGACAGAGUAUUGACGCUUCCUCAACCAUGGCUGGCACAGCAGUUUCAACUGUAAAAACCUUUCAUAUCAAUUCAGCGAUUCUUGCUGCAAGAAGUCCUUUCUUUCUAAAGGUAAUUUUUAUAACCAUGUUAAAUGCAUUUGUUGUAUAG
This is a messenger RNA of Lolium perenne, 462 nucleotides long. Lineage: Eukaryota; Viridiplantae; Streptophyta; Magnoliopsida; Poales; Poaceae. The record is from RefSeq and is a predicted model, not a curated record.